AUUCAAAAAAUAACUGUCAAAAGUGUCAAAAAGUAUGACAAAUAAAAAAUAAAAGUUUGUAAAGAAACCAGAAAGAAACCCAAUCAUCUUCACUAGUUUUUAAAGUAUUCUUCAAGAAAUACUGUUUCCAGUUCCAUCAAAAUGUCUAUAUUAGCGUAUAACGGUGGGGCCAUGGUCGCCAUGAAAGGCGAGAACUGCGUAUCUAUCGCUGCGGACAGAAGAUUUGGUAUCCAGGCCCAAACUGUCGCGACAAACUUUGAGAAAAUCUUCGAAAUGGGUCCCCAAUUAUACGUAGGCCUUCCUGGUUUAGCCACUGAUACGCAGACGGUUAUGGAGAAACUCCGUUUCCGAAAGAACCUCUACGAACUGAAAGAGAAUCGAUCAAUUUCACCUAAGGUAUUCAGCGCUAUGGUAUCUCAUAUGUUGUAUGAAAAGCGUUUUGGCCCAUUCUUCGUCGAACCGGUCAUAGCUGGUUUGGAUCCGAAAACUUAUGAGCCUUUUAUCUGUAAUAUGGACUUGAUUGGGUGCAUAAAUCAACCAAAAGAUUUUGUUGUGGGAGGAACAGCCAGUGCACAACUUUACGGUAUGUGUGAAGCUUUGUGGGAACCAAACUUGGGUCCAGAUGAUUUAUUUGAGAUCACUUCUCAAGCCCUCAUUAAUGCUUUCGAUAGAGAUGCUAUGUCUGGUUGGGGUGCCACAGUUUAUAUAAUUGAAAAGGACAAGGUUACAAUUAGAAACUUGAAGACUAGGAUGGAUUAAGUUAUUUUUAAAUUUAAUUUCAACAAAAAACUUUUUUAAUAAAAUUAUUUUAAGGAAA
Messenger RNA from Sitophilus oryzae (rice weevil), 817 nucleotides. It is a transcript of the gene Prosbeta3, whose product is annotated as proteasome subunit beta type-3. The transcript has 3 exons. Gene Ontology annotation, biological process: proteasome-mediated ubiquitin-dependent protein catabolic process. Gene Ontology annotation, cellular component: proteasome core complex; proteasome core complex, beta-subunit complex. NCBI's taxonomy places the organism in Eukaryota, Metazoa, Arthropoda, Insecta, Coleoptera, Curculionidae. The record is from RefSeq and is a predicted model, not a curated record. The coding region runs from base 142 to 759 and encodes 205 amino acids.